UUCAUCAGUUCAAUCUCCAAUUAUAUCUCUAAACCCCACAUGUCUUUUCCUUCUACGCAUCCCUAAGCCAAAACCCCGCCUUCAACUCCUCUCACCCACCAAAACCCCAUGUCACCUCCUCCGGCACUGCAGCUGGCCCUGGUGGCUCUACUACACCUAACUCUAACUAACGCUGCCACCUCCUUCCCCGACUUUCAACUCUUGAACGUGGAACAAGUUCUCGUUGGGGUGUUAGCACAGCCUAGUCCUCUCCAAACAUCUGAAUAUAAUCAUCACGAACUUCUCAACGUUACUGAAAGUGAAGAUCAAUGGAAAUGGAAGCUGAAACUCAUCCAUAGGGACUGGCUGUCCACCGAAAACGCCACCGUUUCACGAAACCACAGCCGUCGUUUCCAUGCUCGUAUUCAAAGGGACGUCAAAAGGGUGGCUAGCCUCCUCCUCCGCAUCCCCGGCGGUGUAAUCCACGACGGAGAGGCGGCUCAUGGAGUGAACGAUUUUGGGUCCGAUGUGGUUUCGGGAAUGGACCAAGGAAGCGGAGAGUACUUCGUACGAAUAGGUGUCGGCAGCCCACCGAGAAGUCAAUAUAUGGUUAUAGAUUCGGGCAGUGAUAUUGUUUGGGUCCAAUGUAAACCCUGUAACCAAUGCUAUAAACAAUCCGACCCGGUUUUUGACCCGGCUGAUUCCGCUUCAUACGGUGGCGUCCCUUGUAGCUCUUCCGUUUGUGACCGGAUCGAGAAUUCGGGUUGCCAUGCGGGUCGGUGUCGUUACGAAGUCAUGUACGGUGAUGGGUCUUACACAAAAGGGACCCUGGCUCUUGAAACACUCACUUUCGGUCCAACCGUGGUUCAAGACGUGGCUAUUGGGUGCGGUCAUGUGAACCAGGGCAUGUUCGUGGGUGCAGCCGGGUUAUUGGGUCUAGGAGGUGGAUCCAUGUCACUCGUGGGUCAAUUAGGUGGUCAAACCGGUGGUGCAUUUAGUUACUGUUUAGUAAGUCGGGGCACCAAUUCAUCCGGGUCAUUAGUAUUCGGGCGUGAAGCAAUGCCCGUAGGUGCUGCAUGGGUACCUUUACUACGUAACCCACAAGCACCCACUUUUUACUACAUCGGGCUUUCUGGUUUAGGAAUCGGAGGCAUUCGGGUACCCAUAUCCGAAGACUUUUUUCAACUUACCGAAUUAGGGUACGGUGGAGUCGUUAUGGAUACCGGCACGGCGGUCACAAGGUUCCCGACCAUAGCUUAUAACACUUUCCGUGACGCUUUUAUAGAGCAAACGGCUAACCUCCCUCGAGUUUCCGGAGUAUCCAUAUUCGAUACGUGUUACAACUUAUCGAGUUUUGUCACGGUUCGGAUUCCGACAGUAUCGUUUUAUUUGUCGGCUGGGCCGAUAGUGACCCUACCCGCAAACAAUUUUCUUAUACCCGUUGAUAGUGUGGGGACUUUUUGCUUUGCAUUUGCUUCUUCGGGUUCGGGUCUUUCAAUAAUAGGAAAUAUCCAACAAGAAGGGAUCCAAAUUUCCUUUGAUGGAGCCAAUGGGUAUGUGGGGUUUGGCCCCAAUGUUUGCUGAGCUUGUAUCUUGUGAAUUUUGCUAGGUCAAUUUAUUAAUUUUUUAAUUAUUAAAUUAUUAUUGGAGUGCA
Molecule: messenger RNA, 1633 nt
Organism: Gossypium raimondii (Peruvian cotton)
Lineage: Eukaryota; Viridiplantae; Streptophyta; Magnoliopsida; Malvales; Malvaceae
Product: protein ASPARTIC PROTEASE IN GUARD CELL 2
Exons: 1
Coding region: 109-1563 (484 amino acids)
Biological process (GO): proteolysis
Molecular function (GO): aspartic-type endopeptidase activity
Source: RefSeq, a predicted model, not a curated record